Molecule: messenger RNA, 702 nt
Organism: Olea europaea var. sylvestris
Lineage: Eukaryota; Viridiplantae; Streptophyta; Magnoliopsida; Lamiales; Oleaceae
Exons: 2
Coding region: 170-463 (97 amino acids)
Source: RefSeq, a predicted model, not a curated record
GGUCAACCGGCCAACAGCCACUAAUUCCUCUGGGCUUAUCGGGUCAUUUCCUAUAAUUUCCUCCAACAAACCCUACUCACUCAUCGAUUCAAUCUCUUUCAUCUUAUACGCAGACAGCAGUAGCAGAAUCUCUGUUUUUUAAUUUGAUAAGAAGAAUUUCCUAAAGAAAAUGGCGAUGAACAAUGGAUUGAGAUCGUGUGCUUCCAAGUUCCUCAGUUCCACUGAAUCAUUUCUCCCCAAAUCAGUGAAUACAGGGUUCCAUUCAACGGGUGUAAAGAAAAUGGGAGGGGGCCAUGGCCAUGACGAACCUUUUUACCUUCACGCAAAGCACAUGUACAACCUGGACAGGAUGAAACAUCAGCAACUGAAGAUGACUCUCGGCGUCCUUUCUGCAUUCACCAUUGGUGUUGCAGUUCCAGUUUACGCCGUCAUCUUUCAGCAAAAGAAGACUGCUUCAGCGUGACUUUUUAUCAUUAAAUUAUCUUUUCGUGCAAUAACAGAGGUUAAGCUGAAAUGCUUUGUGUUGACAAAAAUCUGGAAUCUAUUGUUUCAGAGAGUUGAUUAAUUUUAAAGUCACCACUUUGCUAUGUCAUGCUGUUUAGUUGCUCAGUUUCAUGUUGAAAAUAGUGGCUUGAAAAUAAUUGAUCAAUAAGGUAUUUAUUUAUUUUUAAAUUUUCCUUCAAUAAUACUGCUUAUUUUAUA